This is a messenger RNA of Symbiodinium pilosum, 274 nucleotides long. NCBI's taxonomy places the organism in Eukaryota, Dinophyceae, Suessiales, Symbiodiniaceae. The record is from the annotation of a GenBank genome assembly.
GUCGCCGACCGACCAAAAGGACCAAAAUCAACGUGGUCAGCGCAGGCGAGGGAGCCGAGGGGGCGUUCGAGGCCUCGGCCGCCGAAAGAACGAUAAGCCUCAGGCCACGGCAGCCGAAUGGCUCGAUGCGGACCGGGAGGCUGUGACUGUGAAGACACAGUGGCUGGACGAGUGUCCGGACCGGACGUCGCCAUUGGAACCUGCGCCGACGGCAGGCUGGAAGCCCUCUCUGAGGCCAAUGGACCCUGCUUUGCGGCAAGUGCGCGGAUUGUAG